AUGACCCCUACACCAAAGCUUACACCUGCUCUUCGUGAGCGCAUCUGUGAGCUUCAUGAUGCUGCUGGAUGGGGGUAUAAGCGAAUUCAUAAGCGAUAUCCUUUCGUGUCUCUCUCUGGGAUUCGAUACACUAUUAAAAAGGAGAGCGAGAGAACCGGCGGCGUAACGAAGGCACGUUCCGGACGUCCUAAAAAGCUAGAUGAAGCCGAUCAAGAGAAAUUAAAGCGCGCUAUCACUAAGAAUCCGAAGAUUACUCGCGAAGAGAUGCUUGCCGAAGUGUCGCAUAAAGUUAAAUACGAGACAAUUCGCCGUCUUCUAAAUGCUAAAGACAUAAAGAAAUAG
Messenger RNA from Penicillium soppii, 342 nucleotides. Its product is annotated as helix-turn-helix domain-containing protein. The coding region runs from base 1 to 342 and encodes 113 amino acids. Lineage: Eukaryota; Fungi; Ascomycota; Eurotiomycetes; Eurotiales; Aspergillaceae. The transcript has 2 exons. The record is from RefSeq and is a predicted model, not a curated record.